Messenger RNA from Amphimedon queenslandica, 645 nucleotides. RefSeq lists its product as uncharacterized. The record is from RefSeq and is a predicted model, not a curated record. NCBI's taxonomy places the organism in Eukaryota, Metazoa, Porifera, Demospongiae, Haplosclerida, Niphatidae. The annotation marks the transcript as partial. The transcript is spliced from 5 exons.
ACCAGUGGAGUAAGAUUGUUCUACCUGAAUCUGUUACUGGUAGAUACUCUCAUUCCUUAUCAUCAAUAAUGAUGAGUCCAGACUGUGUGUGGUUGGUGGUAGUGGGUGGGUCUGGAGCAACUGAAUGGAAAGAUGUAGGAAGAGGAGUAGAGAAACCAUUUAGUACAUAUAUCACUGAUCCUAAUAUCACAAUGUUAAUAGAACUAGUUCUCACUAAAGGUCAAUGGACAGUAAGUGAAGUACUAGAUUCUACUGAUCUUACUAAAGAGGCCUAUCAACACAAAUAUCAAUCAUUCCUUAAAACAAGACAAUGGUGGCAAGAUCGUUGUUCUAUAGUCUAUCCAACAGAAAAGGAAGUACAACAGCAGCAGUACAUACAAGUACUGCAACACGAGUUAAGAGUAUUUGAAGUAAAUAAAACCUCACUGCAGGAAGCACUCCUUGAGGCUAGUCAGCAAGGUGAUGUUACUGAUGAUACUUACACUAAGAGUCCUCCUCCUCCUGCUAGUGUUGAUGAUUCUAAAGUGAAGAGUUCAAUACAAGAAUGGAAGAACAUUACUGAAGAGAUUGAGAAAAUGAAGGCUCUUAAUGAUAAAAAGGAUAUUAUUAUAGCCAACCAGGCAGAGGAGAAGACUUUAAUUCAUG